AGUUCUCUUAAACCCAGUGCACGUCCAGCGUGAGCUAUCCUAGGGCCGGGGAGGACGAUAGUCAACUUGCAAGCUUAGAGAUACUGCUCGUCAGUAGCCCCUCUCCCUAUUACGAGCUUCCUCCGUCUGUGGUUCAUGACUGUUGCAGUCGGGGACACGCACGCAUUAGCGCUCAUCAUGCCGGUUCGAGCUGAGCGCUGCAGCAGCACCGCUGCGGCCCGUACAUCCUCGGACUCUCUUAUCCCUCCCCCGCCGAUCAACACGCACCAGCCCGGGGUAGCUACUACGCUGCUGUACAGCGGUUCACAGUUUCGAGGGCAUCAGAAGAGCAAAGGAAACUCGUAUGACGUUGAGGUCGUUUUGCAGCAUGUGACCAUGGAGGACUCUUAUCUGUGUGGUUACCUGAAGAUCAAAGGCCUAACCGAGGAGUAUCCCACUCUUACCACGUUCUUCACAGGAGAGAUCAUCAGUAGAAAGAGGCCCUUUUUAACCAGGAAGUGGGACGCCGACGAAGAUGUGGACCGCAAGCACUGGGGGAAGUUUCAGGCUUUUUAUCAGUAUGCAAAGAGCUUCAACUUGGACGACUUCGAUUACGAAGAGCUGAAGAACAGUGAUUUUGUCUUUAUGAGGUGGAAGGAGCAGUUCCUGGUCCCGGACCAUACCAUUAAAGACAUCAGCGGGGCGUCCUUCGCUGGUUUCUACUAUAUCUGCUUCCAGAAGUCCACAGCCACCAUCGAGGGCUACUACUACCACAGAAGCUCUGAAUGGUACCAGUCGUUAAACCUCACCCAUGUCCAGGAACACAGUAUGCCCAUCUACGAGUUCCGGUGAUACCCGCCCCCUGGCAUCGCUGGCAGAGCAGGGGACAUUGAUUGGCACUGCCCUAGACACUCAUGGAGGGGGAGAUGAACUGACCAAUCAAGCCAAGGAUGUACCUACCAGUCGUCUCUGCCGAAAGGGAGAGAACGAUGGAAAGACUAGAUGGAUGGAGGGAGGGAUAGACAAAGAACAAGGCCACCGACCGACCGACAUACGUACAGUUCUUCCCAGCCUGCCUUUCUAGACUUUGCAUCAGUUUCGAUCAGCAGCACUGUUUUUGGUUUCUCUUCCCCGCUCUUUCUCCUUUCAGCAUCUUGUUUUUGAAGCUACUUUUCCUCCUUUUCCUCCAUGUUGAAAACACUCUCCCCUUUUCAGUUGGGGAUCUAGAAUCCUUGUUUGUUUCUUUAUUUCCCC
This is a messenger RNA of Coregonus clupeaformis (lake whitefish), 1233 nucleotides long. Its product is annotated as glucose-induced degradation protein 4 homolog. Bases 136 to 831 code for a protein of 231 amino acids. NCBI's taxonomy places the organism in Eukaryota, Metazoa, Chordata, Actinopteri, Salmoniformes, Salmonidae. The record is from RefSeq and is a predicted model, not a curated record. Gene Ontology annotation, biological process: negative regulation of gluconeogenesis; protein catabolic process in the vacuole; protein targeting to vacuole. Gene Ontology annotation, cellular component: extrinsic component of membrane; GID complex. The transcript is spliced from 6 exons.